AUGUAUAGAAUAUCCACGAUUCGAAUCGCAUGCCUCGAGGCUACGUACGCUGAGGCACGCCCCAUGUCCGAGUUCCGACCUGAUUCGUUUGGGAGAAAGGCUCAGAAAGGGUUGAUAGAUGGGCAGAUGGAUACGUACAUACAUCGCACAGUCAGGUUCGGAACCGCUAUCACUACCGCCGUCAGUUCGGCCGCAGGAAUAAGGACUGAGGCUCUGUGGGGGAGUCGUUGGAUCCGCGAGACUACAUACCGUUUCCCCAACAUAAAAGAUCAGACGUUCCAAAAGUAUGAAGCACAGGAUGUCGGGAGUACCGACAGGCAGGGCCCAACCAGGGAAAAACCUGACUAUCGCUUUGCGAUCAACUGUCAUGGCACGCUCUGCGGAGAGAGGACUUUGCGAGCCGCACAAGCCGUCCAUGGCCGCAUCAACGGGAAGAGUGCUUCUAAUCGCCUCGAUACCCUUGCGAAAGGCGUUCUCCCACCAGCAAGAACCGAGGAGUACGUCAAGGGUGCGCUUGAGGUUCUUUGCAUGGCACGAUCCCGGAACUACGGGGCAGGAGGCAUAAGAGAGUGA
Stereum hirsutum FP-91666 SS1 is the source of this 573-nucleotide messenger RNA. RefSeq lists its product as uncharacterized. The record is from RefSeq and is a predicted model, not a curated record. Bases 1 to 573 code for a protein of 190 amino acids. The transcript has 3 exons. NCBI's taxonomy places the organism in Eukaryota, Fungi, Basidiomycota, Agaricomycetes, Russulales, Stereaceae.